Molecule: messenger RNA, 4729 nt
Organism: Coregonus sp. 'balchen'
Lineage: Eukaryota; Metazoa; Chordata; Actinopteri; Salmoniformes; Salmonidae
Source: the annotation of a GenBank genome assembly
GGAUCAAAGCGCCGCAGAUAAUCAAAUAAAGACAUUUGUUUCAUCACGUGAAUAAUCAUAGCGUCACGUCACGUGACAGUGUUUUUAGUCAUGGCCGACGACUGCAGACGACAGGGGUUUGAGCUGGAGAGAAGGAUUUUUGAGUUGGACAAUAAGUGCGCCAGUCUCAGAACUGAGAAACAAGGUAGGCGUACACACAGUUACAGCGAUAAUUUGUCAAGAAAGGUAAUCUCGCGUUGAUGCACACCGUGUUCAGUUGAAAUCUAUUUUCAGCUAACUUAGCUACAUUAGCUAGCGCUACCUAGUUAGUGCCAUACACUUUACCAUUGUAGCUAGCUACGAACCUAACGUAGCAGGCGUAAAAAGACCGCGUUACCUCGUUGGUAACCUUGGCUUUGCAACAACAGUAAACCAUAGUUAUGACCCAAAGCAUAAAUUCGCUAGAUAACUAGCUAGGUAGGUUUGCUGGGCUAAGUAGCUAACGUUAUUUAGCUAGUUAGCUUUAGCGAGCUAGCUUGGUAGCUAAUUCUGUGGUAGGUAGUUAGGUAACGUAUAGCGAGCUAGCUAACUUAGCUAGCGUUAAUGUGUCGACAAAGAUACGGUCGAGCUAUGAUCCAUUUAUCAUUUUACUUUUCGACACAUUCAAUGCAGAACUAGUAUUGUAGCUAUAUUGCACAAUGCCCUUUGGAACGUUAGUUUAGCUAACAACUUCAACACAAUCCAUCGACUUGCCACAACCGAACAGCAAAGUUCUUCUGUCAGUCAGAUCUGCUGAAACAGGAGAGAAACCUCUAGUUAGUUAGCUAACGUUAACUAGUUGGCCGCAGACACCGUGCACACCAACCCGGGCCCUACCCAACGUUAGUGGUUCACGCUGUUGCAACAAUGUUGCUAACUAGGCUAUUCUGGAAUCUUGUUAUGUUGCAUGUAUUAGUUAGCCUAACAAGGUUUAUGCAUUCCACUUUGUGUAGUUUGGGUUCACGGCCAACUAUUAUCUUCCAAUUUAACUUACUACUAUCUCUCUCUGACUCUGCGUGUUACAAGUGAUUUCGACACUAGGUACUGCAUACACUACAUAUUCUGGUGCAAUACAAGAGAUGUCGCUAAACGAAUGUUUGAUAUGUGAUACAACUAAUACUUAGUCUCUAGUCUACAGUGUCAUAAUAGUGUGUACAAUGGUGGACAUAGGCUAUGUUCUUUACUGACUAACUCAAGGGGGCAGUUCCUUACAUUUUAUGCCAUAAUGCCACUCUGUGAAACGACAUUGUAAAGUCAUAGAUAUGAUCAGUGUUUAUGAUAACUAACACUUUAAUUGAUACAUUAAACUCUGAAAACAUGAGAUGCACUGUUUAGAUAUAGGCCUGUAAUACGUACUUAACAUAAUUUAUUUUCUCCUAGAUGAUGACUAUUUACAGAAUGCUUCUGCGAUACUAGACAAGUUGAAAAGCUUUUACAGACAAGGGGGAGAGAGUAGCAGUCUGCCUAAACUGCUUCAGGAUUACACUCAGGUAUUGUAGUUCAUUAAAUAUAACUGUUCUGGAUAGAUUCUGGACAAAAUGUUUUAGGAUUCAUGUUACCAUUCAAUUUCCCUUCAUAUCUGAUAAAGGAAAGUGUUACUAUUCUGUUUUGGGGAAAUAUAUGGCACGCUCAGGCUGGAUCACAAGGCUAGCAAAUUCCCCCAAAUGUCUCUGUCCGAGCAGAAUAUUCCACCUGCUGUUUGAAAUAGGAUGACGGUACUCUAUUGUAUUAAGUUGUUGAUGUCAUCCAAUGACAUGAGCUUAAAUUAGCCUGAAGGUGUGAGAGUGCAGACACACUUGUCUGUCCUUGAUGCUGGAAGUUUCAACUGACCAGUAUCUGACUGGCUCUAUUCACACAUUUUUAAGUGCAUCAUUCCUCACUUCCUUGAAGCAACUCAAUCACUGAUCUGUUAGUGAAUGCAAUGUUUUCAUCCUUUCACCUGUCAGACCAUAGAAGAUCAGUGACUACUUUAAAAGAUGAAAGGACAGAAGGAUGCAAUUCUAAAAAGUAGUGGAACUAGGCCACAAAUAUGGAAAUCUAGAUGAGUUCAAAAGAUUUGAAUGCUAACUUCAAAGUGCAGUGAUAAACCGUGACUUGUUGACGCAUUUGCUACUGACAACAUUCCAACCCACGGUCUGUCUGAGUUAUCCACAUCAUCCCUACCCACCAUAGCAGAGUUAGACAUAGGCUGGUGACGAGAGACAAAGAUACAUUUCCUUGCGUCCUUUGCCUUGUUGAUGGAAGAAUUGGCCGACAGCCUGUGGACAAAUCUAGCCACUACAAAAAGUCUGCAGGUGGCACGUGAUACCUGUCAUAAAUGUUAGCCAAAAAUAGAUACAUUAAUGUGGUGAAUGAGAUCACCAGACCUCAAUGGAUGAAUUGCAAAACUAUAAUUGUCAAAUCAAAUGUAUUUGUGUUUAAAGUAAAGAACAAGACUAAAGUGUGUGUAUUGUUUUUUGUGUGUAGGUGAUCCUGGACAUCACGUUCUAUGAGGAGAACAAGCUGGUGGACCAGGAGUUUCCAGAGGACUGCUCACCCUUUAAGAUCCAACAGUUGCUGCAGGACCUCACAGAGCCAGAAGUGUUGGCAGGGAGGCUGGCACCGGCCCAAGAGGUGUGUGUGUGCAUGCAAGAGAUAUUCAGCCCUUCAUGAAGGGCAAUGCAAGUGCUCAAUUGGUAGAGCAUGGCGCUUGUAACGCCAGGGUAGUGGGUUCGAUCCCCGGGACCACCCAUACGUAAAAAUGUAUGCACGCAUGACUGUAAGUCGCUUUGGAUAAAAGCGUCUGCUAAAUGGCAUAUUAUAUUAUUAUUAUAUUAAGGACCUCGUAUGCACAGAGUAUUUUGUUCACUACAAGAAAAUAGUAACUUUACACUGGUGCUCUCUCACACACACACCUAUUGUUUACUGUAUUGUUAAGACAGCUCUCCCUGUUCCAGGUGCAGUCAGUGCUGGGGCUAGAGGUGUUAGAGUGCCUCUACUGGAGACGUGGAGCACUGCUCUACAUGUACUGCCACACCCUCCACCAACGCAAGCAGUGGAUCAAGAAGAACAAGGCCACUUUCCUCAAGGUAGGGCCGCCUCCACUCAUUUGGCCAACUUCUAACUUGAUAUAGCAAGCAUAACUUGAAUUGCUGUGCCCCUGCUACUAGCAGUUGGAUUCCUCAUGCCUGUUGUUAUGUCUGUCUUGUUUCAGUGUCUUCAGGAGGGCGUACGCUACCUGAUGAGGAUGCUGCAGGUGAGGAACUCUGUGAAGCUCAAUGACGGGGUGGUGUUUCACGACUCUGCUACCGCCAACUUCCUGGCUGAAGGUAAACGUCAUAGGAUCACUAUAUAUUAUACGUGGUCCUCUGUAGCUCAGCUGGUAGAGCACGGCGCUUGUAACGCCAAGGUAGUGGGUUCGAUCCCCGGGACCACCCAUACACAAAAAUGUAUGCACGCAUGACUGUAAGUCGCUUUGGAUAAAAGCGUCUGCUAAAUGGCAUAUUAUUAUGGCUUGCACAAUGUUACACAUUUGUUUUGUUGACAUUAUCAAGACAACUUUUUUCUUCACUUCAUUUAUAUUACAUGCUUGUUUUGUUGACUAUAUUCUUAAUUUCUCAAGGGAUGAGAAAACGCGUCUGAUUUAUUUAUGUUUUUAUUUUGUUUUUCCAACAGGCAUCUUCUCAGACACCCACCUGCUGACGAUGAUGUACAUCGGGGAGAUGUGUUUCUGGGCAGUGAAGUACGAGGACUGCAGCGUUGAUUCCACAGAACGCAAAGAGGACCGGCUCCACUUCCGGGACAUUGGGACACAGGUCCUGCACAAAUACGUGCUGGCCUGUGAGGGCCCUCUUCAGGGCCAGGGUUGGAACACUGAGAAUGCCAAGGAGAUCCUUAGUAUCUUACAGUGAACUGGGGAGGGCACUGGGUACAAGUUGCCCAUAGGCACUGAUAUGGGAUCAGAUGAUCAAACCCCAAAUUGUAAUACUAAGCAUUAAGAGAGAUGGAGGGGGAAUCUGACCUUAAAUCAGUUUCUAGGAGCAACUUCUUCCCGUUCUGAAAGGCUCCGGCCGACGUAGGUGGUGAAGGUUGGGGCAAAGGGAGGUGAAGAAUGAAGGGGCAAGGGUAUGGAGUGAUGUUAAUGAAAUGUUAUUCUCCCCGUCCCCUGCAAGAAGCACUUAUCUUCCAGAUUCCAGACUGUUGGAUGGGCAUGUGUUAUGCUCUGAGAAUGUGGUAGAAUAAUAAUAUCAAUAAUAUCAGAAGAUUAUUAAGCAAAUAUCACAUUGUUACAAAAAAGAAAACAAAGAUUGUUUGAAGAUUAAUGAUAAUCUAGCUGGUAAUGAGACAUCGCACAGCAAUUGUUUUUAUUUAUUUUUAUUUGUUUUGAAUGUUUUUUAAAUUAAUUGCAUUUAUAUAAAUAUAUACGAAAAAAGGUAAGGUGGGGAAUACACAGAGUUGGAGACUGAUGGAUUCAUGACCAUUUUCAAGUAUGUACAGUUUUGUUUAAAAUAUCAGCUUUGUAAUAUGCCAGUUCUUUUUCUCACAUAUGAAACAUCCAUUUUUUCGGCCACACUUUGACAAGGAGUAAUAUCCCAGUGAUGGGAACUUUGAUAUUUUGAUAGUAUGCAUUUAAAUUGAGAAUCUCUGUGUUGGUGUUCAUUUUGAAGAAGAAGAAAAAAGUUUUUCAUUCUUUCAUUUUAUGUCCUCAUUGAAAAUAAAUACUGAAUGUUGG